CUCCAAUCUGCGAAAGAUGUGCGGCGGUUCACUCAUCUCUGGGAUUAUAGAAAAAAAGCGCGGUCGGAAGCUUCGUAAUGGAUCUCUCUGGCCCGACACCGACCAUUUUUCCGACCUCCUCGGCCUUGAUUAUUGCGCCCUGAAGACUGAGACAUCUCAGAAAGAAUGCCGAGCUACGGCGGUGCCGGAGCCGGAGAAGACUCGAAAAGCUCGGAAGAAUAUAUACAGAGGAAUCCGGCAGCGGCCGUGGGGGAAAUGGGCGGCGGAGAUUCGAGACCCACAAAAAGGCGUUAGAGUUUGGCUUGGCACUUUCAACACUGCCGAGGAAGCCGCCAGAGCCUACGAUGAAGCGGCAAAAAGGAUCCGAGGAGAAAAGGCUAAACUCAACUUCGCUCCUCGUCCGCAACCGUUACCGGUGUCGCAGCCUCCGGCUAAAAAGCGCUGCGUCGCUCAUGAGUUAACUUCAGAUUGUUUCAGUUCCACCAGUCCGGCGCCGGCGAGUACACGUGUGAAUAACUCGUGUGAGAUCGACGGGCUUUACUACGGCGAGGAAUUGGCGAGUUUGAGAUCUUUCUUGGAUCUGGAUUUUGAGGAAGAGCAAGAACCGAGUCAAGUCGGUGGGAGCGAUGAGUUUGGCCAAGCUGUGGAGCUUUGGAUGAUGGACGAUCCGUCGUUGAAUGAGGAGAAAUUUGGUGAAGUGGUGUAACUGAGAUAAACUCAUUGGUCCGACAUGUCGUUUACUACUAAGUACUGGUGUAAUAUUUUAUGUAUUUUUGUUUCGGCUUUUUGAGCUUAGUUUUGUAGAUAUACAUAGAUAGGUUCAAUAAAAAGCUUGUGAUAUGAAACUCGCUUGUGCUUUUGCCUUCUUUCGUCUUUUGAAACGACAUGUCGGUUCCUGUAUCAGAUCAGACUGCUUCUAUUUUUAAUAUUCACCAUGUUGAGUGGUUUGUGUGUGUUU
Molecule: messenger RNA, 958 nt
Organism: Cucurbita moschata (crookneck pumpkin)
Lineage: Eukaryota; Viridiplantae; Streptophyta; Magnoliopsida; Cucurbitales; Cucurbitaceae
Product: ethylene-responsive transcription factor RAP2-3
Exons: 2
Coding region: 17-706 (229 amino acids)
Biological process (GO): ethylene-activated signaling pathway; regulation of DNA-templated transcription
Molecular function (GO): DNA-binding transcription factor activity; DNA binding
Source: RefSeq, a predicted model, not a curated record